This is a messenger RNA of Jaculus jaculus (lesser Egyptian jerboa), 3938 nucleotides long. It is a transcript of the gene Ccdc136, whose product is annotated as coiled-coil domain containing 136. The coding region runs from base 313 to 3723 and encodes 1136 amino acids. Gene Ontology annotation, biological process: acrosome assembly; single fertilization. The transcript is spliced from 18 exons. Lineage: Eukaryota; Metazoa; Chordata; Mammalia; Rodentia; Dipodidae. The record is from RefSeq and is a predicted model, not a curated record. Gene Ontology annotation, cellular component: acrosomal membrane.
CUGUCCUCGCUUCCGUCCACCCCCAUCCUACCUCUCCUCUAUCCUCCCCCACCACCCCAAGCUAAAUAGACACACACCCUCUUUCUAGCUGGUUCAGGGAGAGGAGCUGGGAGCAGCCUGAAAUAGGGGUGCCAAGGAGGUUUGGGCACUGUCGAUCUGGGGUCCCCCCCCCCAUAGGCGGAGCAUGAGAGGUGGGGAGGAGAAUCGCAGAGACCCACAGUCACCACGUUAGGAUCCUAUGAAGUGUCUGAAGGUUGUGAGAGGAAGAAAGGCCAGCGCUGGGGGCCCCUGGAACGGCGUGGAUUGCAAGCAAUGGAGGGGGAGGUGUUACUCCCAGCUCUGUAUGAAGAGGAAGAGGAGGAAGAAGAGGAAGAAGUGGAAGAGGAAGAGGAAGUAAAGAAAGGGGGCAAUGUGGGCUCCCUGUCAGUGGGUAAGCACCGGGGCCUGAGCCUCACCGAGACCGAGCUGGAGGAGCUGCGGGCUCAGGUGCUCCAGCUGGUGGCGGAGCUGGAGGAGACCCGGGAGCUGGCCGGGCAGCAUGAGGACGACUCUCUGGAGCUUCAAGGGCUCUUGGAGGACGAGCGGCUGGCCAGCGCCCAGCAGGCCGAGGUGUUCACCAAACAGAUCCAACAGCUCCAAGGUGAGCUGCGGCAUCUACGGGAGGAGAUUUCCCUGCUAGAGCGUGAGAAAGAAAGUGAACUUAAGGAAAUCGAACAGGAGUUGCACCUGGCCCAGUCUGAGAUUCAGACCCUACGGCAGGCUGCGGCCGACUCGGCGACGGAACACGAAAGUGACAUAGCCUCCCUGCAGGAUGACCUCUGCCGGCUGCAGGGCGAACUCGACGACAUGGUACGCAUCCGAGGGGAUUAUGAACUGGAGAUUGCCGCCCUCCGCGCCGAGAUAGAAAUGAAGUCCUCGGAAACAUCUGACAGCCUGAGUCUCUCCGAGUUUUCCGGGUUACAAGAAGAAUUGCAGCAACUGCGGGAUCGCUACCACUUCCUGAACGAGGAAUACCGAGCCUUGCAGGACAGCAACAGCAGCCUCACGGGGCAGCUUGCUCAGCUGGAGAGCGAGAGGACACGAAGAGCAACAGAGAUGUGGUUGGAGUCCCAGACGCUAAGGAGUAUGAUGUCAACAGAGUCUCAGACUUCAGAAAUGGAUUUCCUAGAGCCUGAUCCUGAAAUGGAGCUGCUGCGCCAGCAGCUACUGGGGGCCGAGGAGCAGGUGCAGAGCAUGCAGGACAAGUGUAAGGAACUAUGCUGUGAGCUGCAGGAGCUACACCAUCAUCGCCGGGUCAGUGAGGAGGAGCACAGGCGGCUGCAGAGGGAGCUCAAGUGUGCCCAGAAUGAGGUGCUCCGGUUUCAGACCUGCCACAACGUCAACCAGAACGAGGAGCUCAAGACCAGGCUCUGUGCCCUGCAGCAAAAGUACGAUGCUAGCCAGGAUGAGCAGACGGAGCUUCUGAAGGUGCAGGUGCAGCUUCAGAACGAACUCCGGCAGCUCCACGUCACCAGAGUCACAGAGGCCCAGAGCGAGAAGGAGUUGCAGGGCAGGUUCCAGAAGCUGCAGCUGCAGCACCAGAGCGUCACGAGCGAGAAGGACAGGCUGAUGGAAAUGCAGUGCCAGCUGCAGGAGGAGCUGCGCUGCCACGAGGCGGAGAUGCAGCGCCUCCGGGACAUGGUGAACUGCUUGCGCGAGAGCAAUGAGAAGAACGCAGGGAUUCAAGUUGAGCUUCAGGAGAUGAAGGGGCUGUACGAGGCCAGCAAGGAUGAGCUGGAGCGGCAGAAGCACAUGUACGACCAGCUGGAGGAGGACCUCCUGCUCUGCCAGAUGGAACUGCAGCAGCUUAAAACCAGCCAGCCGGAAGACAAGGGAAAGUGCACCAGCAACAAGUGUGAGGCGCUGCUGGCCAAGCUGACAGACUUGCAGAACAAGUUCAAAGCCACGCAGAAGCAGAUGGGGCAACUGCAGAUGGAGCAGUGCGAGCUCCUGGAGGACCAGAGGAGGCUGCAGGAGGAGCAGGGCCAGCUGCAGGAAGAGCUGCACAGGCUCACCUUCCCGCUGCCCAAAAGCGGCCUCCUGCCUAAGAGUCAGGAGUUGUUUGCAAAGUUGCAAGAUCUGUGCGAACUGCAGCUGCUCUACCAAAACAUGCAGGAGGAGCAAAAGAAACUGAUCCAGAAUCAAGAGUGUGUGUUAAGGGAACAGUUAGAGGCUCACAGAGAGCUGCGAGAUUUCCAAGACACUAAUUUCCAGCAAGUGUUGAGGAACUCUGAGGAUGCCAAGGGGCCUAAGUCCUCAAAGUCUUCUGAGAGCAAGUCUAAGGUGCUCAUGAGCCAGCUGCAGGCUCUGCAGACGCUGUACAGCGCCAGUCAGAAGGAGCAGGAGCUGCUGCAACAGGAGCAUGGGCGGCUCCUGGAGGAGCGGAAGAGGCUGCAGGCUGAUCUGCAGCUCUGCAUGGAAGAGAUGCAGUUGCUCAAGAUGCAGUCCCCCACCAUCAAGAUGAGCCUUGAGUCCUACAGGAAGAACCUAGACAGCACAGUCCCCAGCAGCGAAAACUUCCAGAGGAGCUACGACAGUACCAUUGAGGAAAACGAAGGCUACCAGAAGAGUUAUGUGAGCACUCAGGCCAGCAACGAAAGCCUCCUCAAGAGCUAUGACAGCAGCACCAGCGCCAACGAGGCCUACCAGAAGAGUUACCACUCGGGCAGCGGCAGCAGCAUUGCCAAUAAGAAAAGUUACGGCAGUCCUAGUGGCUCGGACGUCUACUACAAGAGUUACGCAAGCAGCAGUAUUGUUGAAGACCCGGCUGAGCCUGAAGACAUCGAGCACUUUGAGGAGACGGUGGCCAAGGUGCUGGUCAAGCUCCAGGCAGUGCAGGCCCUGUACCAGGUGAGCCAGGAGGACCACGGGCAGCUGCAAGAGCAGAUGAACAAACUGCUGGUCAAGCAGAGAGACCUGAAGGAGGAACUGGACAUCUGUGAAAAAGAACUCAAAGAGUGCAUGGAAAGCCUGGAGAAGUCAGCAGCCUGUCAGAAUGACAAGAACGAGAUCAAAGAACUGCAGGCCAAGCUGCGGGAGCUGCAGCUGCAGUACCAGGCCAGCAUGGACGAGCAGGGGCGGCUUCUGAUGGUGCAGGAGCAGCUGGAGGGGCAGCUGCAGUGCUGCCAGGAGGAGCUCCGCCAGCUCAGAGAGAAGAAGCCCCCUGUUGACAGAGAUGUCAGGGCCAAGAAUGGCAAUAAGAAUAUGAACAAGAAUGCCAAUGGAGUUAAAAACAAACGGGCGACCAAUAUGUGCCCAGAUAGUACCGAGAGUCUGGAGGUGGUAUUGUACUACAAGGCCAGCCAAAAUCAAUUAGAUGAGCUACGAAAAGAGGAGGAAAGAAAAGAGAUGGAGGAAGCAGAACAGAAAGAAAAAGAGGAAAACAAGAAGUUGGAGGUGCUGGCUACGAAGCCGGCAGAUCCUAAAGAAGCUAUGGCACCGAAAGACCAGGCAGAGGAGUUCGAAGAGUUCAAAGGGGAAGAGGAGGGCAAAGGAGGCGAAGAGGAGGGAAACCGUGACAGCUCUCCUGAGAACGCUGAAGAGAACCCACUCAGGCUUUCUGAAAGCAAAAAGAACAUGUUUGGGAUGUGGAAGCCUGUUGUGUUCUUGGCUAUUGCAGCUGUGGCUCUGUAUGUAUUACCCAACAUGCGCCCACAGGAGACAGAGUUCUGCCUCAUGGAGUGAUGGCAGACAUGGGCUUGCCCAGAGGGCAGAUCCCCAGCGGUCACCACCCUCACCUUUGGGCAGAAUUCCCUGUGCCAGCACCCCUACCCUACCCAUGUGCCCCCAUCUCCUUUGCCUCAGUCGCUCAGGCUAGAAAGGCUUAGGUGGCUGUUGGCUCCCACCUCCUGCCUUGUGUAAGAUUCUAGGUUCCUUGUAAUUAAAUAUCGACCUAAUUA